AUGCACUCGGGCUCAAUGUCUGUCCCAGGCCAUCCUGGGGUCUGCAAUGCUACAUCCUACAGAACUCGCUGUUACAUCCCAGGGACUCCUUCUGCUGCUCUUUGCUCCAGUGAUGUAAGCCCUACCUUUGGACACUGCUUACCCAGUAGCUACCAAGGAAAUCUCUGGCUCCUGGAUUACUGCCAAGAAUCCUACUGUGAAGCGCCAAGCUGCGAAUCUCCCAGCUGUGAACCCAAGACCUGCACCACAAGUUGUGACCCCUCAGCCUGCUGUGUGCCCUGCAACUCCCCAUCAGCGGGCCAAGUGUCCAGCAUCUGUGAAACGACCAGCAUCAGCCCCAGCACCAGAUGCAGCCCAUGCACCCUGACCAAGGGGUAUGUAUCCGAUUGCAGACCUGCUCCAUGUGCAUCCAAAGCCUGCCAGACCCUUGGCAACGGUUCCAGCUGCUUUGGGCAACUUAACUACUUACCCAGGAGUCUCCAAUCACUAAACUACUGCAGACUGGGCAGUUUGGGGUAUAGAAGCUACCAAAAUCUUGGCUUCCCACCAUCAUGUUAUAUUUCCAGCAGCUGCCAACCCCAAACCUAUUCAAUGAGAAAUUGCCAAUACUCGAGUUACAGGCCUUUGAGCUGCCGACCACUGAGCUAUUCAUCUAGAAGCUUCUGGUCUCUGAGCUGUAUACCCAGUACCUUCCCACCUCUGAGGUAUUUAUGCAGUGGUAACAGAUCUCUGAAUUGCUAUUAA
Messenger RNA from Microcebus murinus (gray mouse lemur), 744 nucleotides. It is a transcript of the gene KRTAP24-1, whose product is annotated as keratin associated protein 24-1. Gene Ontology annotation, molecular function: structural molecule activity. Lineage: Eukaryota; Metazoa; Chordata; Mammalia; Primates; Cheirogaleidae. The record is from RefSeq and is a predicted model, not a curated record. Gene Ontology annotation, cellular component: keratin filament.